Messenger RNA from Oryctolagus cuniculus (rabbit), 4244 nucleotides. The record is from RefSeq and is a predicted model, not a curated record. Lineage: Eukaryota; Metazoa; Chordata; Mammalia; Lagomorpha; Leporidae.
CCCCGCGCCCGGCUCAGUCCCCGGCGCGCGCGGAGGAGAGCGGUCGCGGUGCCUGCGCCCCCGAGCUGGCGCCGCAGGACCCCGCGCGCCACGGCAGCCGCCAUGUCCACCCUGCUGGAGAUCAAGAGCAGUGUGCUCAGGCAGGUGCAGGUGUGCCCGUCGUUCCGCCGCAGGGCCGAGGAGCCGGGCAGCGCCAGCGCCGACACGCAGGAGGCCGUCGUGGGUGCCUGGAAACCCGGGGAUGGCGCGGAGUUCUUCGCCCAGAUGCGCGCCAUCGUGAGGAAGGGGGAAGGCAGACAGGGCCUGCCGAGCCCUGAGGUCCUGCUGCGCAGUGGCUCUCCAGCCCCGGCAGAGCCCGUGGACCCCAACCGCGGCCUGAGAGCCCUGACCCGGGAGGAGGUGGAGAUGUUGUAUGAGGAGGCGUUGUACACCGUCCUCUACCGGGCAGGGACCAUGGGCCCCGACCAGGUGGACGACGAGGAGACCCUCCUGGGCUACCUGCGGCAGGUGUUUGGCACCAGCCCCGAGGAGCACGGCGAAGCCAUUGAGCGUGUGAAGAAGGCCAAGGCCCCCACCUACGCCCUCAAAGUCUCCGUCAUGCGUGCCAAGAACCUCCUGGCCAAAGACCCCAAUGGCUUCAGCGACCCCUACUGCAUGCUGGGCAUCCUGCCCGCCUCGGGCGCCCCGCGCGAGCCCGGCGGCCAGAAGGAGCAGCGCUUCGGCUUCCGCAAGAGCGGCAGGCGCAGCGGCCCCCUGCCCGCCCGCUGCAUCCAGGUCACGGAGGUCAAGAGCAGCACCCUGAACCCCGAGUGGAAGGAGCACUUCCUCUUCGAGAUCCAGGACGUGCACACGGACCAGCUGCACCUGGACAUCUGGGACCAUGACGAUGACGUGUCCCUGGCAGAAGCCUGCAGGAAGCUGAACGAGGUCAUCGGCCUGAAGGGCAUGAGCAGGUACUUCAAGCAGAUCGUGAAGUCGGCCCGGGCGAACGGGACGGCGGGGCCCGCCGAGGACCACACCGACGACUUCCUGGGCUGCCUCAACAUCCCCGUCAGGGAGGUGCCCGUGGCCGGCGUCGACCGCUGGUUCAAGCUGGAGCCGCGCUCCAGCGCCUCCCGCGUGCAGGGAGACUGCCACCUGGUCCUCAAGCUCGUCACCACGCAGAGGGACACGGUCAUGAGCCAGCGCGGGCGCUCCGGCUUCCUGUCCUACCUGCUGCUGCUCAGCCGCGUGCUGCGCUUCGAGCACCGCGCCCAGGAGCCCGACUCCAGCAGCUGGCGCGGCGAGCUCAGCGGCCCCGGGACCACCGUCCUCUGCCUCCACGGAGCCCAGAGCGACCUGUCGCCCUUGCAGCUGGCCGUGCUGCACUGGCAGGUCAGCAGCCGCCACCAUCAGACCCGCACGCUGGACUACGGCUACUUGCUGGGGCUGCUGGAGGACAUGCAGGCGCACUGGGAGGAGGCGGCAUCGCUGCCCCAGGAGCAGGAGGAGAGCCUGGCUGACAGUUUCUCCGCCUUCUCCGAGUUUGGGCUGCGGCUGCUGCGCCAGCUCCGCCACUACUUCCCUGCCACCAACAGCACGGCCGUGCACCGCCUGGAGCUGCUGCUGAAGUGUCUGGACAAGCUGCAGCUCUUCCAGCCGUCCUUUGAGAUCUGCCCGUUCGAGACGGAGCUGAACAUGGACAUUGCCGCCGCUCUGAAGAGAGGCAACCAUGAUUGGUACGAUAGACUCCUGAGUGCCAAGAGCCCUCGAGAGCAGCCGGGGCCGCAGCGCCUGGCCGGGCUCAUCAAGCUGGUGGACACCGUGUACGAGGACCUGCAGUCCUGCUACGGCGUCUACGCCAGCCUCUUCCACAGCAUCCUCAAGGUGGACUUCUUCACCCUCACCUUCCGGCAGCUGGAGCGUCUGAUGGCCGAGGAGGCGUGGGUGCUGACGGAGGAGCUGGGCCCCAAGAUGACCCCUGAGGUGGCCUCGGGGCUUCUGGAGCUCUACCUGACCCUGGCGGACACCCAGCGCUUCUGGGGCUGCAUCCCUGGCCGGGACAGCCGCGCCCUGGCCCUGGCCGGCAUCCACGUCCCGUUCCUGCCGGCCGUGAAGCUCUGGCUGCAGGUGCUGCGGGACCAGGUCAAGUGGCGGCUGCAGGGAGCCGUGGAGGCGGACGCGCUGGAGCCCGUGGACGCCUCCUCCAAGCACAGCAGCUCCGCGGCCACUGCCAGCCUCUGCUUCAGCCACGUGCAGGAGCUCUGGGCGCGCCUGGCGUGGCCCGAUGCCGCCCAGGCCCAGGCCCUGGGCCUCCAGCUCAGCCAGGACAUGUGCGAGGCCGCUCUCCUGUACGUGGAGCUGCUUCGGAAGAAGGUGGACAGCCAGCCCGGGGCGGCCGAGGAGCCGCUCUGCGUGGUGCUCAACGACGUGGAGCAGGUGCGCAAGGCUUCGGGGCAGGCGCUGCGAGGCCUGGUGUGGCCGGAGGGGGCCGCCGCGGCCCCGGCAGCGCUGCCCCGCCCCCUGCUCAGCUGCGUGCAGGCCCUGGACGAGGACCUGCAGCGGGAGGCCGGCACUGUGACCGCACACCUCACGGCCAAGAUGGUCGGUGACGUCAGGAAGUACGUGCAGCACAUCAGCCUGUCUCCUGACUCCAUUCAGAACGACGAGGCUGUGGCCCCGCUCAUGAAGUACCUGGACGAGAAGCUGGCCCUGCUGAGCGCCUCCCUGGUGAAGGACAGCCUGAGCAGGGUGCUGGAGGCCCUCUGGGAGCUGCUGCUGCAGGCGAUUCUGCAGGCGCUGGGGGCAAACCGCGACGUCUCCGCUGACUUCUACGGCCGAUUCCACUUCACGCUAGAGGUGGGUGCGAGCCGGCCCCCAUCCCAGGAGGGUCUGCCCUUGGCCGUUCCCCUCACAGCCCGUCCGGCCACCUGGCUGGCCUCAGGUGCAGGCGCUCUCCAGCCUCCACGGGGCCCCGAUGCGCCCCGGGCCCGAGAAGCGGCUCCACCCGACCCCGGCCCCCGCGACGGUGUCCAUCUUCCCCUGCCCCAGGCUUUGGUCGGUUUCUUCCACGCCGAGGGCCAGGGCCUGCCCCUGGAGAGCCUGAGAGAUGGGAGCUACAAGAGGCUGGAGGAGGAGCUGCGGCUGCACCAGUGCUCCACGCGCGAGUGCAUCGAGCAGUUCUACCUGGACAAGCUCAAGCAGGGGUCCCUGGGGCAGAACCGCUUCGGCCGCCUGAGCGUGCGCUGCCACUACGAGGCGGCCGAGCAGCGGCUGGCGGUGGAGGUGCUGCACGCGGCCGACCUGCUGCCCCUGGACGCCAACGGCCUGAGCGACCCCUUCGUCAUCGUGGAGCUGGGCCCGCCGCACCUGUUCCCGCUGGUGCGCAGUCAGAAGACGCAGGUGAAGGCCCGCACGCUGCACCCCGUCUACGACGAGCUCUUCCACUUCUCCGUGCCCGCAGAGGCGUGCCGCCGCCGCGGCGCCUGCGUGCUGUUCACCGUCAUGGACCACGACUGGCUGUCCACCAACGACUUCGCGGGGGAGGCGGCCCUCGGCCUGGGCGGCGUCAGCGGCGUGGCGCGGCCGCAGGCGGGAGGCGCCGCGAGGGCCGCGCAGCCGGUCACCCUGCACCUGCGCCGGCCCAGGGCCCAAGUGAGGUCUGCGCUGAGGAUGCUGGAAGGCCGGGCCAACAGGGAGGCCCAGGAGUUCGUCAAGAGACUCAAGGAGAUGGACAAGUGCAUGGAGGCGGACCCCUGAGGCCCCCCGCGGCACCCGGCGCCCCCCCCCCCACCGCUGUGUGCUGAGUGCUGAGUGCUGUGGCACACCCUGCUUGUCUGCAUCUCUGGUGUACGCUGUGACCCUCAUGCCCCAGCGCGCCCCGCUAGGACAGGCCUGGCCCUGGGGUGCUGUGCUCCCCAGGAAACCACAGGCGGCGUCAGGGUGUGGCCCCAGGCGUCGGAGUGGCCCCGCGGGGACCUGGCCGGGGGCUCUGGAGGGAGGUGGUCCCUGCAGCCCCAGACCCGACAGAGGCCAGGACCCCCAGCGUGGACGCGCGCAGGCCCCCUGCCCUCGUGGACGGCUCCCCAGGCUGGCGGUCAGCCGCUCCCUUGGUGCCCACGCGUGUGGCCACCCGGCUCCCUCCGCUGGGCGGGGUCUCCCUCAGCCGCGUGGGGAAGCAAGAGGCUCACGCUGGGCCUUGGCCGGCAGCUUCAUUGCGCAGUGCCCGCCCCGCCCGCCCGCGACAAUACAGUGUGUGCAGCUUC